GAGUUUUUUGAGAAUCCUGCUUUUCGCCCAGACGGCAUGAAGCUCUAUCCCACACUAGUGAUCCGUGGCACUGGUCUGUACGAGCUCUGGAAGACUGGAAGAUACAAGAGCUAUCCCCCCAGCACUCUUGUGGACCUGGUGGCCAGAAUCCUGGCCCUUGUCCCGCCAUGGACACGUGUGUACCGUGUUCAGAGAGAUAUCCCAAUGCCACUAGUCAGCUCUGGAGUGGAGCACGGGAACCUGAGAGAGCUCGCCUUGGCCAGGAUGAAAGAUCUUGGGACACAGUGUCGUGAUGUAAGGACAAGAGAGGUUGGAAUUCAAGAAAUUCACCAUAAAGUGAGACCCUAUCAGAUUGAAUUAAUUAGGCGAGAUUAUGUGGCUAAUGGUGGCUGGGAGACCUUCCUGUCCUAUGAAGAUCCGGAGCAGGAUAUUCUUGUUGGUCUUCUACGGCUGCGGAAGUGUUCGGAGGAGUCAUUCAGACCUGAGCUGAAAGGAGGCGUUUCCAUUGUCCGGGAACUGCACGUGUACGGGAGCGUGGUCCCUGUCAGCAGUCGGGAUCCUUCAAAAUUUCAGCACCAGGGAUUUGGUAUGUUACUAAUGGAGGAGGCAGAAAGAAUAGCCAAGGAGGAGCAUGGGUCAUGGAAAAUUGCUGUAAUUUCAG
Molecule: messenger RNA, 661 nt
Organism: Phaethon lepturus (White-tailed tropicbird)
Lineage: Eukaryota; Metazoa; Chordata; Aves; Phaethontiformes; Phaethontidae
Gene: ELP3
Product: elongator acetyltransferase complex subunit 3
Exons: 5
Biological process (GO): tRNA wobble base 5-methoxycarbonylmethyl-2-thiouridinylation
Cellular component (GO): cytoplasm; elongator holoenzyme complex; nucleus
Source: RefSeq, a predicted model, not a curated record